UUAUCAUCAUCGGAUGAGUAAACCAAUCUCACAACACAUAAUGGUGACCAAAGAAAUGGUUUCAUCACUUAACAUCAUCGAAGUGGUACGAGUCACCCCUUCAAACCCCGACUCGUCCGAGUCAGCAACUCUCCCACUCACCUUCUUCGACCUUCUCUGGUACAAACUUCACCCCGUCGAACGAGUCAUCUUCUACAGACUCACCGACGCAACUCGCCCUUUCUUCGACUCAGUCAUCGUUCCCAAUCUCAAAACCUCUCUCUCCUCAUCCCUCUCUCACUAUCUCCCACUCGCCGGCAAACUCGUUUGGGAACAACUUGACACCAAACCAAGCAUCGUCUACUCCCCAAACGACGCCGUUUCAUUCACGGUCGCCGAGUCAAACGCCGACUUCUCACGUUUAACCGGAAACGAACCAUACCCGACCGCCGAGUUACACCCGUUAGUCCCCGAGCUACAUGUCUCCGACGACUCAGCCUCCGCCGUGUCGUUUCAAGUCACCUUAUUUCCAAACCAAGGGUUUUGCAUCGGCGUAAAAGCACACCAUGCCGUUUUAGAUGGAAAAACAACAACCAUGUUUCUCAAAUCUUGGGCGCACGCAUGUAAAAAUCAAGAUUCUUCUCUACCGGAGGAUCUAAUCCCAAAUUACGACCGUACGGUCAUAAAAAGCCCGACGGAUUUGGAUACAGAGAUCCUGAACGCUUGGCACUCAGUAGCCAAAACGUUCGCCGGCGGUAAAGAACCAGAAAACCCCAAGAGUUUAAAGCUCUUGUGGUCGCCGGAGAUAGGUUCCGACGUCGUCCGGUACAUUCUCAAUCUCACUAGAGAAGAUAUUCAAAAGCUUAGAGAACAACUCAAGAGAGAAUCCUCUGUUUCAUCUUCACCAAAGGAGCUUCGCUUAUCCACGUUUGUGAUUGUUUACUCGUACGUUUUGACGUGUAUGAUCAAAGCUCGAGGCGGUGAUCCGAAUAGACCAGUCGGGUACGGAUUCGCGGUGGAUUGUCGAAGUCUCAUGGUUCCACCGGUUCCAUCAAGUUAUUUCGGCAAUUGUGUCUCUGCUUCUUUUAAAAUGCCGUUAAAGGCAGAGACUUUUAUGAGUGAAGAAGGGUUUUUAGCUGCUGCGAGUAUGGUUAGUGAUUUGGUUGAGGCAUUGGAUGAGACUACAGCAUGGAAGAUCCCAGAGAUUUUGGCAGCAUUUAUGACUCUUCCACCAGGAGCACAGGUUCUGUCUGUUGCGGGUUCGACCCGGUUUGGAGUAUACGGGUUGGAUUUUGGGUGGGGAAGACCGGAGAAAGUGGUGGUUGUGUCAAUUGAUCAAGGCGAAGCGAUUUCCUUGGCGGAGAGUAGAGAUGGAAAUGGCGGUGUGGAGGUUGGCUUCUCUCUCAAGAAACAUGUGAUUGUUUACUCGUACGUUUUGACGUGUAUGAUCAAAGCUCGAGGCGGUGAUCCGAAUAGACCAGUCGGGUACGGAUUCGCGGUGGAUUGUCGAAGUCUCAUGGUUCCACCGGUUCCAUCAAGUUAUUUCGGCAAUUGUGUCUCUGCUUCUUUUAAAAUGCCGUUAAAGGCAGAGACUUUUAUGAGUGAAGAAGGGUUUUUAGCUGCUGCGAGUAUGGUUAGUGAUUUGGUUGAGGCAUUGGAUGAGACUACAGCAUGGAAGAUCCCAGAGAUUUUGGCAGCAUUUAUGACUCUUCCACCAGGAGCACAGGUUCUGUCUGUUGCGGGUUCGACCCGGUUUGGAGUAUACGGGUUGGAUUUUGGGUGGGGAAGACCGGAGAAAGUGGUGGUUGUGUCAAUUGAUCAAGGCGAAGCGAUUUCCUUGGCGGAGAGUAGAGAUGGAAAUGGCGGUGUGGAGGUUGGCUUCUCUCUCAAGAAACAUGAAAUGGAUGCUCUCAUUGAUUUGCUUCGUAACGGACUGAAAGAUUAAAUCAUUUUUCUUUCGAAAGAAAAAUAAUGUCAGAAAUGAAAUUUAUUUUCUGUAUUGAUAAGACGAAAUUGUA
Messenger RNA from Camelina sativa (false flax), 1997 nucleotides. NCBI's taxonomy places the organism in Eukaryota, Viridiplantae, Streptophyta, Magnoliopsida, Brassicales, Brassicaceae. The record is from RefSeq and is a predicted model, not a curated record.